GGUAGGUCCGGUUGUCAGGUGCUCCGGUUCUUAUGAAAUAUUUCGGCUUAAUGACAUGAAAUUGUUCUUAUAAAUUGCUCGUACAGUGUUUGUUAUAAGCAAUGCGCUAUUUUGAUUUGUAUUUUUUGUCUAAUCUUUCUGGCCUUUGAUUCUGGAUUUUCAACCCGUUUCCGGCGCAGCUGCCACGUGUCUUUAUUCAUUAUCAUUCGUGCCAGGUGCUUUUUUAGCCAUUUUGAUUUUUGGAUUAAGCAUCAUUCAAGAUUGUGUUAGGUUAGGUUGCGUUUGCCGUUUGGUUGAUUGUUCAAACAAGUGUCGCACCGCAAAUUCGAAGCGCCCCGCCAUGGCUCGAUGGGGUUCUACCCCAAGAAGCGGGCAAGGCGCCACCGCGGCCGCGUCAAGACUUUCCCCAAGAAUGACAAGAACAAGCCGUGCCAUCUGACUGCCUUCAUCGGCUACAAGGCGGGCAUGACUCACAUUGUGAGGGAGGCCGACCGUCCCGGAUCCAAGCUGAACAAGAAGGAGAUCGUCGAGCCGGUGACGAUCAUCGAGACGCCUCCGAUGGUGAUUGUUGGCAUCGUCGGCUACGUCGAGACGCCCAAGGGUCUGCGCGCCUUCAAGACGCUGUUCGCCGAGCACCUCAGCGAAGAGUGCCGCCGCCGCUUCUACAAGAACUGGGGUGCCUCCAAGAAGAAGGCGUUCACCAAGGCCUCUAAGAAGUGGUCGGAUGAGGCCGGCAAGAAGGAGAUUGCCCGCGAGCUGCAGAAGAUAAAGAAGUACUGCAGUGUGGUCCGCGUCAUCGCGCACACCCAGAUGAAGCUGCUGCGCAUGCGCCAGAAGAAGGCUCACCUGAUGGAGAUCCAGGUGAACGGCGGCACCGUCUCUGAUCAGGUGGAUUGGGCGCGUGAGAAGCUCGAGUCCCAGGUGCCCGUCGGCAGUGUGUUUGCGCCCGAUGAGAUGAUUGACAUCAUCGGAGUCACCAAGGGACGCGGAUUCAAGGGCGUGACCAGCCGUUGGCACACGAAGAAACUGCCUCGCAAGACGCACAAGGGUCUGCGUAAGGUGGCCUGUAUCGGCGCGUGGCAUCCCAGCCGCGUCCGUUUCACCGUGGCGCGCGCCGGUCAGAAGGGCUACCAUCACCGGACGGAGAUCAACAAGAAGAUCUACCGCAUGGGCGCCGGCAUCCACACAAAGGAUGGACUGGUCGUGAAGAACAACGCCAGCACAGAUUACGAUCUGACGGACAAGUCCAUCACCCCCCUGGGUGGCUUCGUCCGCUACGGAGAGGUCAACAACGACUUCAUCAUGAUCAAGGGCUGCUGCAUUGGACCCAAGAAACGCGUCCUCACCCUGCGCAAGUCUCUGAUCACGCACACGAGCCGCGUGGCGUCUGAGAAGAUCGAGCUGAAAUGGAUCGACACGUCGUCCAAGUUUGGUCACGGCCGUUUCCAGACGGCCGCGGAGAAGGCCGCCUUCCUCGGACCGCUCAAGAAGGACAUCCUUCGCAGGAAGGAGAAGGAGGCGGCUGCCGCCGGCAAGGCCUGAACCAGGCGCGCGGGCCUUCCGACUGCCACUUCUUCAACUGGUAUCUGCUGAUGUUAUCAAUAUAUUGGCGGAACGAGAA
Messenger RNA from Amphibalanus amphitrite, 1621 nucleotides. RefSeq names its product 60S ribosomal protein L3-like. Gene Ontology annotation, biological process: translation; ribosomal large subunit assembly. The record is from RefSeq and is a predicted model, not a curated record. Lineage: Eukaryota; Metazoa; Arthropoda; Thecostraca; Balanomorpha; Balanidae. The transcript is spliced from 9 exons. Bases 349 to 1542 code for a protein of 397 amino acids. Gene Ontology annotation, molecular function: RNA binding; structural constituent of ribosome. Gene Ontology annotation, cellular component: cytosolic large ribosomal subunit; ribosome.